GAACCCUCGCGCCGCCGCGGCCUCAGUCGCUGCCGACAUGUCUGCGAGCGCGCCCGCACUGCCGCGCACACUCGCCGCGCUCGCGCUCAUAGCGCUACACGUCACUCAUGGAGCUGACAUAUCCUGCAGUAGAGACGGUCUAUUCGCGGACUACGACACGGAUUGUCGGGAGUAUGUGAAGUGCGCCGGCGGCGCGGUGUCGGGCCGGUACAGCUGCACGGCGGGCCGCGCCUUCUCCGAGCCCGCGGGCGCGUGCGUGCCGCGCCGGCGCCAGCCCUGCACCCGCCGCGUGUGCGCGCCCGGGGACGCGCUGGCCUACGCCACGCCCGGCACCGCCUGCCGCCACUACUACCGCUGCGACAACGGCACCGCCGUCGACCACUCGUGCCCCGCGGGCGCCUGGUUCGACCUCGCCCGGCAGGCGUGCUCGCGCGGCGCCGGCACCUGUUACGAGCCGCUGUGCGCCGGCCUACCCGACGGCUCGUACCCGGACUCAUCACACGAGUGUCGCCGGACCAAGCAGUGUCGCGGCGGCGAGCUGCGCAGCGUGAUCUCGUGCGCGGGCGGGCCGUGCGUCGAGUCCUGCCCGCCGGCGCGCUCCACGGCGAUCCCGAUCCCGGCCGGCGAUGCCGACUUCUGCUCCGACGAGGCCUGCUCCUCCCUGUGUCAGCACGCCGAGGACGGAGCCUACGCCGAUCGCACGACCGCGUGCCGAGAGUACUUCGUGUGCGAGUCGCGGCGAGUGAUCCGGCGCGGCGUCUGCGAGCCCGGCCUGAUGUUCUGGCAGGGCGGCUGCGUGGCCGCGGAGCGAGCCGAGUGCCCGGCGCCGGCCCGCAGCCCGUGCUUCAACCGCGCCGACGGGCUGUACCGGGACUGGCGCGACUGCUCCUCCUGGUACGACUGCCACCGCGAGCGCGUCAUCGCGCGCGGCUCCUGCGACGCGGGGCUCGUGUUCGACGGCGCCGCCUGCGUGCCCGCCGGGGCCUUCUCCUGCGAGGGCCCGGAACGCUCGGCCACGUGCGAAGGACUGCCGAGCGGAACCUAUCAGGACUUCGAGACCAACUGCACGAAGUAUUUCUACUGCAAAGGCGUGUUGCGGACGAUGCUGUCGUGUCCGGCGGGAAAAGUGUUCAACGGGGCGCGGUGCGUGCCGGCCGGGCAGUAUCUGUGCCCUAGUUUGGAGAAGGACUCGUGUUACGGCCGGGCGGACGGUCGGUACCGGCCGGCGGACACGGGCUGCCGCGGGUACUACGCGUGCUUCAGCGGGGAGAAGGCGGUGUACGCGUGCGCGGCGGGCCGCGUGUUCGACGGCGAGGGCUGCGUGCCGGCGCGGCCCGGCGCCUGCCCCGCCGACGACUACUCCUGCGCCGGACUGGCGGACGGGUACCACGCCGAGAUACAAACCGGUUGCCACAGAUACUUCUACUGCGAGGGUGGCGACAAACUGGCGACCCUCUCCUGUCUCGGCGGCAAGAUAUUCGACGGGCACUCGUGCGUGGAGCCAGUACACCACGAGUGCGGCGCGCCGCCGCGGGAUUCCUUCGAGAACGGCGGCAACACCUGCGAACGCGACGGCUUCUUCAUCCUACAAGGCACUGAGUGCAAGCGAUACUACUUCUGUGUCACCGGAGUAAGGACCUACUUGACAUGUCCAGUAGAUCAAGUGUUUAACGGCCAAGUCUGUGUACCGAGAAGCCAAUACUCAUGUCCUGGUUGAGGUGAUACAGAGACUAGUAAGGUCAAGAAGGCUCGCCGUGCCGGGUCGAGGCGCCCGCAGACGCAAGAAGUACCUGAUUAUUUAUUUAUUUAGACUGUGGUCUUGAUGACGUAGCUCAACUUUUUUGGACAAUUUGUAGUUUUUAUUUUCCUGAUCGUACUCGAGAUUGUUAUUGUCCUUCCAAAAAAGUUGCGUAUAGUUUUAGAUAAUUAUUCAAAUGUACACUUUGUUUAGAUAGAACGUUACAACUACCUCGAAUUAUUUAAUGAGAUUUAAUAAUAAACAAUUAUUUCCUUACACUUUUAUUGGCAUAGAAACUUUAAGCAGCCUAUGUAAGUAUAUAUUUCUAGUAAUUAUACAGUGACUAUAUCUUACAGUAUUACUUUACAAACAUAAAAUAAUAAGCUCCGUGAAUAAAAAAAUAAUUCUUCAUUUUGCGUUAAAGAAUAAUGACAUAAUUUAUUAAAGUAACUAGUAUUUAAUACAGACGUUAGACAAAUAAACGAUAAAUAAUGUGUCUGAUUUUAUGAUUAGGUACUUAGACGCCGAUUCUUGCAGACACCUAAUUUUAUUUUAAGUUAUACCCGUCAUUUUCUUA
Pectinophora gossypiella (pink bollworm) is the source of this 2315-nucleotide messenger RNA. RefSeq lists its product as uncharacterized. The record is from RefSeq and is a predicted model, not a curated record. Gene Ontology annotation, molecular function: chitin binding. NCBI's taxonomy places the organism in Eukaryota, Metazoa, Arthropoda, Insecta, Lepidoptera, Gelechiidae. The transcript is spliced from 3 exons. Bases 38 to 1717 code for a protein of 559 amino acids. Gene Ontology annotation, cellular component: extracellular region.